UCCCUUAUCCGCACCAUCCACCACCCCUCCAUCACCUCGCUGUUUACCCCACCUCCUGUUCUCUUCUCAAUCCCCAAACCUACUCUCCAGAUCUGUUCAAUGGAUCAAUGCCCGCUUAUGACGCCUCAAUGAGCGCAAUCUCGCCCCAAGACGAUGUCAUUCCACUUGCUACCCCUCUUACGAAAUUUACCCCUCGCUAACAUUGGUCCUUCCCAUUUUCUGCAGAUGGCUGGUUCUCCGAGCAGUCUGACAUGUGGCCCGGCCAGGCCAUGAACCUUAAGGUUAACCAGAUCCUCCACCACGAGAAGUCCAAGUACCAGGAUGUUCUUGUUUUCGAGAGCAGCGACUACGGCACCGUCCUCGUCCUCGACAAUGUCAUCCAGUGCACUGAGCGCGAUGAGUUCUCCUACCAGGAGAUGAUCACCCACCUCGCCAUGAACUCCCACCCCAACCCCAAGAAGGUCCUGGUCAUCGGUGGUGGUGAUGGUGGUGUCCUCCGUGAGGUCGUCAAGCACGAGACCGUCGAGGAGGCUACCCUGUGCGACAUUGAUGAGGCUGUCAUCCGUGUCUCCAAGAAGUACCUUCCUGGCAUGAGCAUUGGCUUCCAGCACCCCAACGUCAAGGUCCACGUUGGCGAUGGUUUCCAGUUCCUCAAGGAGCGCCAGAACGAGUUCGAUGUUAUCAUCACUGACAGCUCUGACCCCGAGGGUCCCGCUGAGAGCCUCUUCCAGAAGCCCUACUUCGAGCUUCUGCGCGAUGCGCUCCGUGAGGGAGGUGUCAUCACCACACAAGGUUCCGAGAACCAAUGGCUGCACCUGUCUCUGAUCACCGACCUCAAGAAGGCCUGCAAGGAGGUUUUCCCCGUUGCCGAAUACGCCUACACCACCAUCCCCACCUACCCCUCCGGCCAGAUCGGCUUCAUGGUCUGCUGCAAGGAUGCCACUCGUAACGUCAAGGAGCCCGUUCGCAGCUGGACCCGUGAGGAGGAGGAGAAGCUCUGCCGCUACUACAACCAGGACAUCCACCGUGCCAGCUUCGUUCUCCCCAACUUCGCCCGCAAGGCUCUGGAUGCUUAGACUAUCUGAAGUUUUGUCGUUCUAAUACUUUGGGUGGUGGCCUCCUCCGUUUCGAGGCCCCACGGCGGCUGAUAAUCGAUGAUGAUCUGACGAUGACGAAUAUAACAAAAGAUUUCUGCUGCUUCCUCAUAAUAUCCCCCCGAUGCUUCACAUGGCUUGAAGCGUGAGAUGCACUCCGAAAGGAUCUUCCUAAGAAACUAUACUAGC
Aspergillus welwitschiae is the source of this 1283-nucleotide messenger RNA. RefSeq names its product spermidine synthase. Gene Ontology annotation, biological process: spermidine biosynthetic process. The transcript has 4 exons. Lineage: Eukaryota; Fungi; Ascomycota; Eurotiomycetes; Eurotiales; Aspergillaceae. The coding region runs from base 252 to 1076 and encodes 274 amino acids. Gene Ontology annotation, molecular function: spermidine synthase activity. The record is from RefSeq and is a predicted model, not a curated record. Gene Ontology annotation, cellular component: cytosol.